AUAAUAUCAAUUGUGUUAUUUAUUAUUUAUUAUCAUACAUUAAUGUGAUGAAUAAUUAUAAUCCUGGUUUGAGGGUCUCUUAAAACAGUCAAAAACCCCUCUUUAAGCAAUAACAAAGCAAACUUACCUCUCUCUCUCUCUCUCAACUACCUUAACCAACCGCCUUACACAAAAAGCCCUACCCUUACCCAAUUCUCCAAAUACCCUUUCUCUCUCUCUCUCUCUGUAUAUUUCUCUCUCUAAAAAGAAAGAAAAGGCUGAAGCUGAGGCUCCCAAUUUCUUCAACCCGCUUUUAAAGCUCUUCCCUCCAUUACCAAAGCCAUUGCUUUAAGCGAAUAUUAAACCCAAAAAUAAUACCAAAAACCCUUUUUUUUUGUUUUGGUUUCCUUAUCUUGUCUUCUGGAAAAUUCUAAAAUUAAUUAAAAAAGAGAUAUUUUUCUUUGGGUUCUGUUUAUUUCUGGGUUUGAAUCUUUGGGCAAAUCCGAAUUUGGAUCCGAACCCGCAAAUGUGGCGGCCGUGGGGCAAAUCGCCGACUCGGGUUCAUGACACGUCAUCACCUUCUUCCAUAUUCUCCUGUUCUUCUUUUAAAGACAUCGAGAAUCUCUGUUCUUCGGACGAGUCGACUCAGUCACACCAACUCGUUCCCGCACCCAAGAGAACCUACGUAGUUUUCCACCGAGUCCGAGCCGCCAACUCACUUCUCCGCGCCUGGUCGACUGCUCGCCCGCCAGCUCUACCCGAGCCCGAAACCGAUGCCGCGAAACGACACGAUCAAUCUCCGCCGGUGAUCUCCAUCCCUGGGGCGGAGAAGAGAAUAGUUGUGUACUUCACGAGCCUGAGGGUAGUACGGUCGACGUUCGAGGAUUGCAGGGCCGUCCGAUCCAUCCUUAGAGGGUUUCGUGUAUCGAUCGACGAACGAGACUUGUCGAUGGACUCGAGUUUCUUGUCUGAGCUGCAGCAAAUCCUUGGUCAAAGAAAGUUGACUCUCCCGAGGGUUUUCAUUGGCGGGAGGUACGUGGGUGGGGCCGACGAGGUGAGACAGCUUCACGAGAUGGGCGAGCUCAAGAAGUUCGUCGAAGGGUUGCCCGCAGUGGAACCGGGCGUGUGUGACACGUGCGGCGGCAUCUGUUUCGUUCUGUGUGACGAUUGCAAUGGCAGCCAUAAGUUGUACUCUGAGAAAGGAGGCUUUAAGAGUUGUACCUCCUGCAAUGAGAACGGUCUCAUAAGGUGGUAGUAGUAGUAGUAGGAGUAUGAUAAUGAUAUCAUAUGAGCAUGAAGUAUGAACAAUCUCUAUCCACAGAAGAUAAGGCUCUAUAAAUACAGACCGGGAAGCAAAACCCACAUGUUGCAGUCUUAUUGGACAGGCCCACAAGGCAGCUUUUCAUGGACAAUACUAGGCCCAUUAAAUAGUCAUCUUCACUUCACUACAACUGUAACGUAUGCAAAAGAAACAGUAGUAGAGAAGUGUACCCAAGUAAGUUUGUUCAUUACAUUUUAUAUUUUCUAAAAGGUCAAUUCUAUUCAUGAUUUGAUAUGAAGACCUUAAACGUUACUCCAAGUGUUAAUGAAAUUAACAAGUUUCACUUUCAGAAACCGAGUAAUGGAUUUGUCAAAAAUAUAAUUAUGUAAGUACUAAGAGAGAGCAGUUGGCAAUUGGCAAAUCCUUUUCUGUGUAAUUUUAUGAACAAAGUAAGAUGCAAACUCGCCAUUAAUAUAGA
Molecule: messenger RNA, 1718 nt
Organism: Cannabis sativa
Lineage: Eukaryota; Viridiplantae; Streptophyta; Magnoliopsida; Rosales; Cannabaceae
Exons: 2
Coding region: 506-1234 (242 amino acids)
Source: RefSeq, a predicted model, not a curated record